Ixodes scapularis (black-legged tick) is the source of this 2788-nucleotide messenger RNA. Its product is annotated as actin-interacting protein 1-like. Gene Ontology annotation, molecular function: actin filament binding. The coding region runs from base 97 to 1905 and encodes 602 amino acids. Gene Ontology annotation, biological process: actin filament depolymerization; positive regulation of actin filament depolymerization; sarcomere organization. The transcript is spliced from 16 exons. NCBI's taxonomy places the organism in Eukaryota, Metazoa, Arthropoda, Arachnida, Ixodida, Ixodidae. The record is from RefSeq and is a predicted model, not a curated record. Gene Ontology annotation, cellular component: cortical actin cytoskeleton.
CAAAGCAGCCGCCGAAGAAGGAAGGAGUGAGGCGAGUGAGGUACUUACGUUGGGUAGGCGGUACGUAUCGUCGACGAGGCGUGCCGGUCUGCAAGAAUGUCGUACAGGAACAGGAACACCUUUGCAACACUUCCACGCACCCAGCGUGGCAUGCCUCUUGUGCUGGGGGGCGAUCCAAAGGGCAAAAACUUUCUGUACACAAAUGGAAACAGUGUCAUCAUUCGAGACAUUGCGAACCCCUCCUUGUGCGACAUCUACACGGAACACUCUCAGAUGACAACGGUGGCCAAGUACUCGCCGAGCGGAUUUUACAUAGCGUCCGCAGACCAAACCGGGAAGAUUCGCAUCUGGGACACUGUCCAGAAGGAGCACAUUCUGAAGAAUGAGUUCCAGCCUUUUGUGGGCAUUGUCAAGGACUUGGCUUGGUCCCCGGACAGCCAACGCAUCAUGGCUGUCGGGGAGGGCCGUGAAAGGUUUGGGCAUGUGUUCAUGGCGGAGACUGGCACGUCAGUAGGUGAGAUUGGAGGCCACAGCAAGCAGAUCAACUCGUGCGACUUCCGCCCCACGCGACCUUUCCGCAUCAUCACCGGCAGCGAAGACAACACCGUUGGCAUCUACGAGGGACCACCUUUCAAGUACAAGCUCACCAUUAGUGACCACACCCGGUUCGUGCAGUCUGUCCGCUACUCGCCCAGUGGCGAACUCUUUGCGAGUGGAGGCUUUGAUGGAAAGAUGUUUCUCUACAAUGCCAGCACGUAUGAGAAAGUCGGUGAAUUCGGAUCUCCCGCCCACGGCGGUGGGAUCUAUGCGGUGUCCUGGAGCCCCGAUAACACCAAGAUACUAACGGCAUCUGGAGACAGGACCUGUAAGAUUUGGGAUGCCAGCACCAUGUCCGUGGUCACGGAGUUCGUGAUGGGGACAGAUAUUCUGGAUCAGCAAGUGAGCUGCCUCUGGCAAGGCAGCCACUUGUUGUCAGUCUCGCUGUCUGGUUUCAUCAACUAUCUGGACGUCAACAAUCCAGAGAAGCCUCUCCGAGUCCUCAAGGGACAUCACAAAUCAAUCACUGCCCUGGCUGUGAGCCCCAAUCGGGAAACAGUGUACACUGGCAGCCACGACGGUUACAUCAGCUUCUGGGACGCCGCGUCGGGAGACCAAGAUCGUGUGGCCGGUGUCACCCACACCAAUCAGGUGCAAGACAUGUGCACCGGGACAGACUCGGUGUACACGUGUGGUCUGGACGACACUGUUCGCUCCAUCGACCUGCUCUCCAACCAGUACUCGAAUUUGAGCAUCAAGAUGGACUCGCAGCCGAGGGGCAUGGCAACUGCUGAUGGAAAUUUGGUCGUCGUGGCUGGCAUAAAUGACAUUUCUCUCUUGGAGAACGAUCUGAAGGUGGCGACGCAUCCCAUCGACUACGAGGCGAGCUCUGUCACCAUUCACCCCAAGGAACAAGAGAUUGCCGUUGGCGGUACCAAGGACCACAAGGUGCACGUAUAUGUGCUCAAGGGACAUAACAUUGAGGAAAAGACAACCAUGGACCAUGCGGGUGCCAUCACUGAUGUCAGGUUUUCCCCCGAUGGCCAGUACCUGGCAGCGUCGGACUCAAACCGGAUGGUUCGGCUCUACGUCAGCUCUUCUUAUGAGCUGGCGCACAACCUCGACUGGUGCUUCCAUACGGCCCGGGUGAACUGCAUUGGCUGGUCACCCGACUCAAAGUUCCUUGCUACUGGUAGUUUGGACACGGGAGUGAUUAUCUGGAGCACCGAGCAACCCACCAAGCACAUCAACAUCAAGAAAGCUCACCCCCAAAGCCAAAUCACCAGGCUAGCAUGGUUGGACAAUUCAACGAUUGUGUCCGCCGGCCAGGACAGCAACGUGAAAAUAUGGGAGAUAAAGUUCUCUUGAAGCCGUACUGCCCUGGCACUGGCCCCGUGGCAAGAAGAUGGUUUGGGUUCCUUCCGUUCAAGUAGCCGGAUGUUGUGCUCUUCUCCCACAUCUUUCGUUUUGGCACCGAGAGAUUUUCCUUUUUUUUUCUUCUGAUGUGACUGUUUUCCCAAAAUGGAGUAGUUUUUAAAACCACGCAUCCCUUUGCAAAGGGGAGGCUGUCCCCCCGAAUUAUUUGCUUGAAUUCUAUGCAGGUGUGAGUCUAGUGGCUUAUGGUAAUUUAUUGUGGUAGUGGAAUGAAAGAAGACCCUUAUGAGUAUUAAUGUUUCAGCCGUGAAACCUACACGGCCUCCCUCCUCCCCUGGCCCACUGUGAAGGGGGAGAAUGGGAGUUGCCCCAUAAAAGUCAAUAUUUUGCUAACACAUUUCUUUUAGAGGUGGACUUGAGAGUGAAUAGAUCGACAGGAGGAUGUUCAUGGACAUUUUCGAGCAGUUGGUGCUUCCCUAAGUCUGCCUUUUAGUCAAGUGUUAUUCAAGCGUCUUGUUAGAUUUUCUUUUGGUGCGGUCAGUCACUGUUUGCUUGCUGUUUAUCUGUCUGGUGGACAUCUGCGACGCUUUCUUUUAGUUUACGAGCACAUGCAUUGUACGAGCCUUACAGGAUGCCUUGCCCCUGUCGUUUGGUCACUUCCUAAGGAUUCUAAACUGUGUAUGAAGUUUUUUGCACGGUAUCUGCCAUUGAUGCAACACUGUCUGAUAUCUGUGGAGGCAUGAGUGAUGGGAUCAACUUCAAAAGUGGUAUGAAAGUUGCAAAGCAUUUUUUAUGUGAACACUUUGGAGCUACUAACUGUACUUGAUAUUUUUUAAAUACUUGAGGCAAUUUGCCAAUAAAAGGGGAAAGCAUUGCC